AUGCAAAGUCUCGUGGACGAGAUCAACUCCAAACAGAAUCUAUGGACGGCGUCCACUGAACAAGAGAGAUUCUACGGUCAUUCUCUCGGUGAUGCUAAGAAGCUUUGCGGAACACUCCUUGAGGAGACUGGAGGGCUCGAGGAGAAGGUCUAUCCACUAGGGGAGCUUGCUGACAUUCCGAAUAGCUUCGAUGCCCGCGAUGCGCUCAAGGAGUGCAAGGGCGUCAUCGGUCAUGUCUGGUAG
Messenger RNA from Perkinsus marinus ATCC 50983, 243 nucleotides. RefSeq lists its product as hypothetical. The transcript has 2 exons. NCBI's taxonomy places the organism in Eukaryota, Perkinsozoa, Perkinsida, Perkinsidae. The record is from RefSeq and is a predicted model, not a curated record. The coding region runs from base 1 to 243 and encodes 80 amino acids.